AGUUUUCCCACCGAUUGUGUGUAUAGAAAACAAAAAUCGAAGGCAAAGGGUGAACAAAAUUAACUCCGGUUGAACCUGAUAAAAGGCAGACCGUUUGGAAAGAGAAAGGAAACAGGGAAAGAGUCGAGGGAGGAGAGAGUUAACAUAAGGAGAGCAGUCUCUUUUUCUUUCUUCUUCCCCCUCUCUGUUUCCUGUAUUGGAUACUCAUCAUCUUUGUCUUCUGCAGAGAUGAUUUCCUUAAAUGGGCCCGCUUUCAUGACAAUUUCGGGGAUUUCGAGGUGCUUGACACAGUCACAGUGUCAGCGGAAAUUUUCAGCUCCGUCGGUGGUUGCAGCCGUCAGCUCGAACGGCCGGCCCGGAGACCGAAAUGUGAACGUCGCGAUGGGGAGUGCUCUGAAGGAGAUGACUGAAACCGCCUCUGUCGUAGAGAAGGAGACCAAAUCCACCGUCACCGGCGGAGUUGGAGAUGUGUACGGCGAGGAUGCUGCCACCGAGGAUCAAACGACAACCCCUUGGACUGUCUCUGUUGCAAGUGGAUACACAUUGUUGCGUGAUCCACACUACAAUAAAGGCCUUGCUUUCAAUGAUAAAGAAAGGGAUGCUCACUACUUGCGCGGACUUCUUCCUCCCGUGGUUGUUAGUCAUGACCUUCAGGUUAAAAAGAUGAUGCACACUCUCCGUCAGUAUGAUUUACCAUUGCAGAGGUACAUGGCCAUGAUGGAUCUGCAGGAGAUGAAUGAAAAGCUAUUUUACAAGCUUCUUAUUGACAAUGUUGAAGAGCUUCUUCCAAUUGUCUAUACUCCCACUGUGGGUGAAGCUUGUCAAAAAUAUGGAAGCAUCUUUAGGCGACCUCAAGGCCUUUUUAUAAGCUUGAAAGAACGGGGGAGAAUUCUUGAGGUAAUGAAAAAUUGGCCUGAGAAAAAAAUUCAAGUCAUUGUUGUCACUGACGGAGAAAGAAUUUUGGGACUUGGUGACCUUGGUUGUCAGGGCAUGGGGAUACCUGUAGGAAAGCUCUCAUUGUAUACUGCUCUUGGGGGCAUUCGACCCUCUGCUUGCUUACCUGUAACCAUUGAUGUGGGUACAAACAACGAGAAGUUGCUAAAAGAUGAGUUUUAUAUUGGUCUCAGACAAAAGAGAGCAACUGGGCAGGAAUAUGCUGAACUCAUUGAUGAAUUUAUGGCUGCCGUCAAGCAGAUGUAUGGGGAGAAAGUGCUUAUUCAGUUUGAAGACUUUGCAAAUCAUAAUGCAUUUGAUCUUCUUGCAAAAUAUGGUCCUAGUCACCUUGUUUUCAAUGACGAUAUACAGGGCACAGCAUCUGUAGUGCUUGCAGGGCUUAUAGCAGCACUAAAGAAAGUUGGGGGCACAUUAGCUGAGCACACUUUUUUAUUCCUUGGGGCCGGAGAGGCAGGCACUGGUAUUGCUGAACUCAUUGCACUUGAGAUUUCAAAACAGACUGGAGCUCCCGUUGAAGAAGCUCGGAAGAAAAUAUGGUUGGUAGACUCCAAGGGGUUGAUUGUUAGGUCCAGGCUAGAGUCACUUCAGCAAUUUAAAAGGCCGUGGGCCCACGAACACGAGCCCGUAAAGAAACUUUUGGAUGCAGUCAAAGCAAUUAAACCAACAGUCUUGAUUGGAUCUUCUGGAGCUGGGAGAACGUUUACUAAAGAAGUCAUUGAAUCUAUGGCUUCCUUCAACAAGAAACCUAUCAUUCUUUCUCUCUCAAACCCAACAUCACAGUCGGAGUGUACUGCAGAAGAGGCUUAUACUUGGAGUAAGGGACGAGCUAUUUUCGCUAGUGGAAGCCCAUUUCCCACAUUUGAGUACAAGGGAAAGAUUAUAUCAUCUGGUCAGGCAAACAAUGCAUAUAUAUUCCCUGGGUUGGGUCUUGGACUGAUCAUUUCGGGCGCAAUCCGUGUACAUGAUGACAUGCUUCUUGCAGCCU
Messenger RNA from Cuscuta epithymum, 1939 nucleotides. NCBI's taxonomy places the organism in Eukaryota, Viridiplantae, Streptophyta, Magnoliopsida, Solanales, Convolvulaceae. The record is from the annotation of a GenBank genome assembly.